GGUAAUAUCCAGAAUUUCUUAGUUUAUCAUUUCCACUCAUCUUCCCUUCUUCAGCUUAUACAAGCUAUCUAUCGUUAAGGCCAAAGGUUUGACUUGACGUCUCAUUCCUGGCUGUUCAUUAAUUACUAGUUAUCUUGACUUCCGACCAUACAGCCCUGAUAUUUACUGUUUGGAUAAACUAUAAAUAAACAAACCCUCAACAUAGCAACCAGAGGGGGAACAGCAACAACAGCAACAACAACAACAACAACAAAUAUGAACGAGGUCGACCGAGAGCUCAACCGGGCUGAGGUCGAUGCCAUGGCAUCGCCCGGCUCACACAACCCUCAGAGCCCCCUGAACCGCCGUGAUAGCAACGAGAUAGAGCGUGUCAUCUCAGCCUCGUCCGUCUCAACUGCUUCAUCCAUCUCAUCUGUGCGCCGUGCCACGGGAGCGGCUGCGGCAGCAUCAAGGUCACGAGAUGCAACCAGUCUCCGGAGCGUGGCUACCCAGCAGGACUUGGAGAGGCACCCCACUGUGCUCAGCCGCAUCCAUACCGCGCGCAGUCAACAUACCGCCACCGUCGGCCGGACUCGAAGCGAUGCCGGCAGCACGAGCCGGAGGAGCUGGUUCAGGAGGACCACUUCCAAGGCCCUCCCUCCCUUUGGUGCCGGGAAGGAGUACCCGCCCCCUCUGCCCGACCGCGAGGAGUAUGUCGUCGAGUUUGAUGGGCCAGACGAUCCCAUGCACGCACAGAACUGGCCCUUGCGCAAGAAGCUUGUGACCGCCAUAAUCCUUGGUUACACUACCAUGACAUCCUCGUUUGCCUCGUCAAUCUUCUCCGCUGCGACCCGGGCUCUUGCAGCCGAGUUUGACGUCUCCACCGAAGUCGGCAUAUUAGGAGUAUCCUUUUUCGUGCUUGGUUUUGCCUUUGGCCCGACCCUCUGGGCACCCUUGUCCGAGCUCAAGGGCCGUCGGCUCCCGCUUUUGAUUUCCAUGUUUGGCUUUACCAUAUUCUCCAUUGCAACCGCCAGUGGUAAAGACAUCCAGACGAUCCUGAUUAGUCGGUUUUUCUCCGGCUUCUUUGGCGCCUGUCCGCUGGCCGUCGUCGCCGCUGUCUUCAGCGACAUGUUUGGCAACCGCACCCGAGGAAUAGCCAUAACCGUCUUUAGCAUGGCUGUUUUCACCGGACCCUUCCUGGCCCCCUUCAUUGGCGGCUUUAUUGUCGAAUCCUACCUCGGCUGGCGGUGGACAAUGUGGCUUACGUCCAUCAUGGGCGCAGUCGCUCUGAUCUUCAACGUCUUGUUCCUCGAGGAGACAUAUCCUCCCUCCAUUUUGGUGGCAAAGGCCUCCGAGCUUCGGAGACUGACGCUGAACUGGGGCAUCCACGCAAAGCAGGAGGAGAUUGAGGUUGACUUUGUCGAGCUUGUGAACAAGAACUUCUCGAGGCCCAUGCGACUGCUAUUUACAGAGCCCAUCGUGCUGUCUCUCAGCAUAUACAUGGCCUUUAUUUAUGGCCUUCUGUAUCUCUUCCUCACAGCAUACCCGCUCGUCUUCCAAGGCGUCUACGGCUUCUCUGGUGGCAUCGCUGGUCUUGCCUUCUUCGGAAUGAUCAUCGGCCAGUUUCUCGCUGGGGUAGUCGUGCUUCUGCAGCAGCCGUGGUUCAACCGCAAACUUUCAGCCAACAACGGCGUCGCCAUCCCUGAGUGGCGACUGCCAUCCGUCAUCGGCGGAGCCUUCGCCUUCACUGCAGGCAUCUUCUGGUUCGGCUGGACGGGCUACAACAAGGACAUCCACUGGAUCGUCCCCACCGCUUCCGGAAUCCUCACGGGCUUCGGCCUCAUGUCCAUCUUCCUCCAGGCUCUCAACUACCUCGUCGAUGCCUACCUAAACUUUGCGGCCUCGGCCAUCGCGGGCAACACGUUCUUGCGCAGUCUGUUCGGAGCCGCCUUUCCCCUCUUCGCCGGCCAGAUGUUCAACGGCAUGGGAAUCAACUGGGCUAGCACCUUGCUCGGCUGCAUUGCUGCCGUCAUGAUUCCCAUCCCCAUCAUCUUUUACCUCUACGGACACAAGCUCCGCGCCCGCAGCAAGUUCGCCCCUACUGGCUCUCCCAUCGAGCUUCAGCAGCAUGAACAGGAGGAGGCGGCACGCCAGUCCAGGGUGUCACUACCUACUGAUGCCGAGAGCAAGGAUCCUGCCCCGAGCAAUGGCCUCAGCACACAGCCUCAUGUUCAGGGCAAGAACCAAAGCCCCGUUUAAGAGCUUAAUGUCUGUCUGCGCCGACGGCACUUUUUGAGAUUUUGUUGCCUCUGCCUCUGAGAUGUUAGAGCCGACGCUUUAAAAACUCUCAAGACUUUUCUUUUUCCUCGUUGAAAUACCCAAUGGAAUGAUACCAGCUUCUAAUAUUUAAUUCAUAAACACAUUUCAAGCGCUCAUCUCCGUCUUGUAUUUUGUUUUGUUUUGUUUUUCUUCCUGAUGUGUCCACACAAUUGUCCAUCUUUAGUUUAGUCACUUGCAAUUUGCAGCAUGGCGGCGUUCAAAAGUUUCAUGCAUCGGAGGUAUAUGAUUUAUAUCAUACAUAGAAUUAGAUACUCGUUACUAGCUGUACAUGGCUGGUAGUGCAGCGCACAGGGAAUACUCGUUCCUGGAGACUGAAUCGACAUUACUCACUAGAUCAGACGUAAUCAGAUGAGCCUUUCUAUAUUACAACAAGUAUUGUAGGCCUCCCAUGUUAAGAACGCGACCAGGUC
Molecule: messenger RNA, 2729 nt
Organism: Pyricularia oryzae 70-15
Lineage: Eukaryota; Fungi; Ascomycota; Sordariomycetes; Magnaporthales; Pyriculariaceae
Product: polyamine transporter 2
Exons: 2
Coding region: 256-2238 (660 amino acids)
Biological process (GO): transmembrane transport
Molecular function (GO): transmembrane transporter activity
Source: RefSeq, a predicted model, not a curated record